Morchella importuna is the source of this 660-nucleotide messenger RNA. RefSeq lists its product as uncharacterized. NCBI's taxonomy places the organism in Eukaryota, Fungi, Ascomycota, Pezizomycetes, Pezizales, Morchellaceae. The record is from RefSeq and is a predicted model, not a curated record. The transcript is spliced from 3 exons. Bases 1 to 660 code for a protein of 219 amino acids.
AUGACGACCCAGCGCCCCACCCCCUCCUCCGACGCCGCCACCAAGCAGCGCAUAAUCACCCACAUGAACACGGACCACUCCUCCUCCCUCAGCGACUUCCUCCAGCACUACUCCCGCCUGCCCCCGUCCCUCGCCGCCACCGCAGAACUCGUCGACAUCUCCCUCACGCAGCUGACAAUCUCCUCACGCUCCUCGCCCACCGCCACAACAACAACCUACAUCCCCAUCCGCCCCACGCCCAUGGAGACCUACACCGACGCGCGCGACAGAAUGGUCUACAUGCACCACGAGGCCCUCGAGGGGCUCGGAAAGAGCCCCAUUGUCAUCGACUUCUAUGUUCCCCCGCGCACGCUCGUGCACUUUCGGAGCAAUUUUGAGCCGGGGGCGGCGAUUCAUGACUAUCUAUUCUUCGCCCUCCCCACGCUCGCAGCGCUGUUUGCGCGCUUCCACUACGAGUGUCUGUUCCUGAUGGUGCUGGUGCAUGUCGCGGAGACGGUGCAUAUGGUGCGGAGCCGGCUGUGGAGGCACCAGACGCCGAGGUUUGAGCGCGCGUGGUGGAUGUGGGUGCUGGGGACGUAUCUGGAGGGCUUUGGAAGCUUCUUGAGGUUUGAUGAGGCGGUGGAGGGGGUUAGGGCGAAGAGGGCAAAGGCGACGCAUUAA